This is a messenger RNA of Cephus cinctus (wheat stem sawfly), 2638 nucleotides long. RefSeq names its product cardioacceleratory peptide receptor (gene CCAP-R). Gene Ontology annotation, molecular function: vasopressin receptor activity. The transcript is spliced from 9 exons. NCBI's taxonomy places the organism in Eukaryota, Metazoa, Arthropoda, Insecta, Hymenoptera, Cephidae. Gene Ontology annotation, biological process: G protein-coupled receptor signaling pathway. The record is from RefSeq and is a predicted model, not a curated record. Bases 832 to 2421 code for a protein of 529 amino acids. Gene Ontology annotation, cellular component: membrane.
UCCAAUUAGUUUCAGAAUAGUUAUUUAUAUUUAUUCGAAGGAACAUAUCAGGAUAUAUUUGGAACUUUUUCUAUGUUUUUUUAAAUUAUAUUUUCAAUCAAGAUUUUUACCCCUGCUACCAUUUCAGCGAUUUUUAAUCUUCCUUUUUUGCUGCCUUGUAAUACAAUUUUAUCUUGCUUAUCACCGCAUAAAUUUUAUGUAUUAAUAUUUAACGCUUUUUAACGAGUUAUAAUGUCUGAUGUCACUUAUCAUUCAUUGUGAUUCUUCGUAGAUGAUAUGUCUUUGAAUUCUAAAUCAAUCCAGAACAGUGAGAUUAAUUUCCAGGGCACGUAGUCAAAUUCGGGAUCUUCAGUGCCGUGACAUCAAAGAGAGGGGUAGGUUCAAGUGACUUCAAAGAAACGUAUUUUCGACGAUCUUGGUCAAAAGAUCAGUUUACACUGUGCAGCAAUGGAAUCAGGGGAAAGAUAACAAGGAUACAUUUAUAAAAUUACACUGGAAGAGUUCGUCAUCUAUCAAAGUAAAGGUCCCCGCGAAGGCAUCUUCAAGAAUUACAAGCCAGGAGGUCAUCUUAAACUGCCAAUAAGAAAAAUAUUACGAAAAUGUUCAUAGCUGUGUCACUGAUUGAAAAACCACAAGCGGCUAACUUAUAAAGACUAUAUUUGAGAGUAGAGGUCAAGCGAAGGUCAGGUCAAGGUCAAGGAGGAAGAAAAGAAAAAAAAAGUGCGGCGAUGAGUGUUUCGUUCGAGAAAUAUAUGAAGAGUGAGAGCACAGCUCGUGAUAGAUGGAGGACGAUCUUCAGGUGUUGAUCUUGCGGAGAGUCCUCUUGGCGUCAUGGAGCUCGAGGAUGUCCUAGAAGAUGUUGUCAAUGUAGGAGCCAAUAGAAUAUCAGGAUUAAAAACGCAAGUAGGACGAAAUAUCAGCGAACACUUCGAACCUCUUAGUAGCGACAGCGUUUUUUCCCUCGCUGCGGGAAACGUCGCCGGAAGUGGUGUCAGUGCCGGUAGUGUUGUUAGUGUCGGUGCUCCUGGCGAUGCAGGUUCUUCUGGUGAUAGUGAUGACGGCUGCGGCGGCGGGGCGGCUUUAAGAAGCGUCGCUGGUGCUGCUGCGAUGCCCGGAAAUGGCUCCAGCGGAUUCUACCUGGAAUCAGGGUACCCAAACGUCACAUCGUCAGCUGCGAAUGCCUCCAACGAGAUAGACUCCUUUUAUUUUUAUGAGACGGAGCAGUUCACUGUACUAUGGUUACUGUUCGCUGUAAUCGUUGCUGGAAAUACAGCCGUCUUGGUCGGUUUGCUAUUAGGAAAACGUCGAAAGUCACGUAUGGACUUUUUCAUUAAACAGCUAGCAUUUGCAGAUUUACUCGUGGGUCUUAUUUCCGUGCUGACCGACAUUGUAUGGCGAACUACCGUAACCUGGCAUGCUGGUAAUGUUGCCUGCAAACUCAUAAGAUUCAUGCAAGUCGUUGUUACAUACAGCUCGACCUACGUUCUUGUCGCACUCUCCAUUGACAGAUACGACGCCAUUACUCGACCGAUGAACUUUUCCAGAAGUUGGGCACGUGCCAGGGCGCUGGUUGCUUCCGCUUGGGGACUAUCCGUGUUAUUCAGUGUACCUAUAAUUUUUCUCUACGAGGAGAAACUCAUUCAGGAUACAACACAGUGCUGGAUAGAUUUGGGCACCCCGACCCAAUGGCGGAUAUACAUGAGUUUAGUAAGUUUGACACUCUUCAUCGCACCGACUCUCAUCAUUGGCGGUUGUUACCUGGUGAUCGUCGCAACUAUCUGGUCUCAGAGUGGAGCUUUAAGACAAGGUCCCACAUGUGGGUCAUCAUCAUCGCCAGGUACAGCUGCUGUUGUAUCCGUAACAACCGCUACAGCUUCUGCAGCAUCCGUAGCAGCAGCGGCCGCUGCUGCUGCUGCCCGGGCGGACACCAGGAGAGCCUCCUCCAGAGGUCUUAUUCCACGAGCUAAGAUUAAAACAGUCAAAAUGACUUUUGUCAUUGUCUUCGUAUUCGUGCUCUGCUGGAGCCCGUACAUCAUUUUCGACCUUCUUCAAGUAUACGGCCACAUUCCUAAGACCCAGACUAACAUCGCCGUAGCCAGUUUCAUCCAGAGCUUGGCACCACUCAAUUCUGCUGCCAAUCCGAUCAUCUACUGCCUCUUUAGUACGCCCCUCUGCAAGAGCAUAAGGAACGUCCAUGCAAUUUCAUGGGUUUCUGGAUGGUGUCCUGUAAAUUCCCAUCGGCGCUUCGGCAGUCGUGACACCACUCACCAUCCUACCAGGACCACCAGGACUGUCAGAAGUACUAGAACCACCAGGACUACUGUCACCACCUCUCUCAUGGCUCACUCUUCCCGUAGAAGUGCUCAUAUCGCCAUGCUGCAUCCCACCACCAGAAAACGCGUUAUGGUUUCUCUCGUUUAAGAUCUCUAGCUGUCUCCCUCUCUCUUCACGUCUCUCCUCUCUUUACUCAUUUCCACUCCAUUCCCCUUCAUGGCUAUCAUACCCAUCUACGAUACCGGCCAUCUUAUCGAUUCUCUAUGUCCGACCUAUUUCUGCGUCGAUAUGCCUUUUGCUAAAAAAAAAAAAAAAGAAGCGGAACAGCAAAGAUAUACAGUGACAUAUGCGCAUAAAGAAGAAA